UUUUCUAGCGCUACCGGCAGCCAUGACUAGCAGAGUUACCUGCAGAGUAUUGGCCAUGGAUCUGCGGGGUCACGGUGAUACACAAGUACGAAACUCUGACGACCUGUCAACACAAACUAUGUCCAGGGAUGUGGCUAAUGUAGUGCGAACAAUUUACGGAGAGAUUCCGCCCCCGUUGAUUUUGGUGGGACACAACAUGGGAGGAGCCAUCGCAAUUCACACAGCUACCAGCAACCUGAUUCCUUCUGUGGUCGGCCUGGUGGUCAUUGAUGUGGUAGAAGGUAGUGCUAUGGAUGUGCUCCACAGCAUGCAGAACUUUCUCAGAGGGAGGCCAAAAACAUUUAAAUCCAUUGACCAUGCCAUUGAGUGGAGUAUUAAAAGUGGACAGAUCAGAAACCUGGAGUCAGCAAAAGUAUCUAUGGUUGGUCAAGUAAGAAGGUGUGAAAAUGUGGACAUGGUGCCAUCAGAACAGCCCAAUCCUGUCAAUGAUGUGGUUGCAGAGGGACAUGAGGAAUUUUAUGAUCUCAAUUAUGUCACUGAUAAAGCUGAAAAUGCAAGAUCAGAGGUGAGCUUCUCUGAGCUGGAGCCACAGAGACAGAGUGUGUACAGCUGGAGGAUUGACCUCUCCAAGGCAGAGAAAUAUUGGGAUGGAUGGUUCCGAGGCAUCUCCAAUCUUUUUCUUAGCUGCAAUGUGCCAAAGCUGUUACUGCUGGCAGGUAUAGACCGGCUGGAUAGAGACCUUACUAUAGGCCAAAUGCAAGGGAAGUUCAUGAUGCAAGUUCUUCCCCCUUGUGGACAUGCGGUACACGAGGACACCCCUGACAAAGUCGCAGAAGCCCUGGCGAGCUUCAUGAUUCGACAAAAGUUUGCAGAAGCCAGGAGUGGAAACAAGAGCUCCUCCUAUCCAUAUAUGAGGUGAAACAGCCAGGUACAAGCCUGUCUGAACCUGCCUCCAGGAAGAAUGUCUGAAGGAAAUCUGUUUCUGAAGAGCUAUGUGAAAAAUCUGUCUUUUUCUUCACCGUGAUUUCAACUUUUUGAAAAGGAUAGCAAGCCGUUUCUCAGUGGUCAAGAACUGUGAUUUUGUUGGAUUCUGUUUAUUUCUGCCUGGUUUAGGAAAUGUCAGUUUUAGAUAAUACACAAUUUUACACAGAAAACUGUGACACACUGAAAUUGGUCACACUCAAUAAAUGUAAUUUUCAUGUU
Messenger RNA from Lepisosteus oculatus (spotted gar), 1203 nucleotides. The record is from RefSeq and is a predicted model, not a curated record. NCBI's taxonomy places the organism in Eukaryota, Metazoa, Chordata, Actinopteri, Semionotiformes, Lepisosteidae.